UAUUUUAUUGUCAUUGUCAUAUUGUCAUCGCAUGAUCAUGGUUCACAAUUUUUGAUUUUUUUGUUAUUUCAGUGGAACUUCCCAUAAUUUAUUUAGAAAACAGACUUUAAAAGCCAGUUUUCGGUGUUUCAACUGUGGUGAAAUGUGCCAGUGAUUAUAAUAUUGAGUGUAACAUUUUUUAUUUGUGACUUUACUGUUUUCUUUUGACACAAUCUACUAUAUGGUUUGGUAGUUCAAAUCAAACGCAAGCCAAAAAUAAGAAGACUGAAAAAUUAAAAAAAAACCCUAAAAAACAUGUCUAGAUAGCGAAUCACAUUCCAGAAGAUGCUAGAAGACUAGAGCGUAGCAAACCGGAAGCGCGUGAUGCGCCAUUUUGUCGACUCGCGAUAAGCAAGAUGGCGGCAGUGCCGGUCAGGUCUGAGAGGCAGUUGCUGGACGAGGCGCAGAAAGAGCUUCUGUUGGACCGGAGUGAAGUUGUCAUCGUACCUGCGCAGAGGGAGGAGCUGCGUGCUAGCAAAUCCUCCAAGAAAGUAAAACUUCCGGAAGAUGAAACCGGCGUGGGCGGCGGCCGGUUUACCAUCGGACCGGCUCCGGAACGGGACUGGGAGAUGGUACCGCCGGACGGGAAGUGGGGCUGGUGCGUUCUCGUAGGCGCGACGCUAGUGAACAUCCUGAUUCCUGGAACCAUCAAGUCGUUUGGAGUGCUGCUCCUGGAAUUUAACGAUCUAUUCCAGGCCAGCGCGUCCGCCUCGUCUGGAAUCGUCGCGCUGUGCUACUUUCUGUACAGUAGUUUAGGUCCGUUGUCUUCAAUCCUGUCAGUGAAAUGGUCGUACAGAACAGUCACCCUCAUAGGCGGCAGCUUUGCUGCAUUCGGGAUGAUAUUUAGCAGCUGGGCCUUCUCCAUCAGCUAUUUGUAUUUUAGUUUCGGUGCAAUGGUGGGUACGGGGGCGGGUCUGGCGUUCCCGCCCACUGUGUACAUAGUGACGUCAUACUUCGUGCGUCUGCGCGGAUUGGCCAACGGGAUAUGCAUGUCGGGUUCUGCGUUCGGCAGUAUCAUACUGCCGCCCGUGCUGAGAUAUCUGUUGGAAGAGUUUGGCUAUCAUGGCGCAGUGCUGAUCUUGGGCGGAAUAAUGCUCAACGUAUGGGCCGCUGCGUUGCUCUUCCAACCCGUUGAAGUCCAUAUGGUCAAGAAGUAUAAGGAAAUUGAGGAAGAUGAAGAUGGGCCUCAGGAUGACAUCCUCUUCGAGGAGGAAGAACCGAUCGACGCAUACGACCUGGCGGUGUCCGACAAACAGAACGGCUUACCCGACGGUUUGAGCAAGGAAAACUCGAUCAAAAACCUAUCCCAAGCUCAAAUACAUAGCAGCCAAAAUUGCAUGAACUCGUCCCAGAACUUACGCUAUAACGUAUCUAAAAGAAAACUUUCAUACACACGACCCAUAACUAAGAACACAUUAAGUUCUGGAUCGAUUACUAUAGAUGGCGUUCCAGAUGGUAAGAAAUUAGGUUCCCAAGAAGGAUUUGGACGUAAACUGAGUGUUACGAAAAGAAAUAUGUCAACUUCGAGUUUCGCUUAUGUGUCUACACCUUUCCACGGAUCGACAUUAUCAGCUUUUGAGAAACCUAACGAAUUCGCCUCACAGUUUUCUCUCAAAUCAAUAACUGAUAGUGUUGCAGAUGUUGCAUAUUGUUGCUUUUGUUGCAAGCGUAAAAAAAGCGCGGAGAAGAACAAGUUUUUCGAUGUAUCGCUACUGAGUGAUCCCACUUAUUUGGUUAUUUUAAUAUCGACCAGUACUGUUGCUAUAUCUUGCACAAAUUUUAUUAUAUUACUACCCUCGCACGCGCAAAACAUUGGGUUCGAUAGGUCGCGAGGAGCGUUGUUACUCAGUACGGUUUCAGCUCUCGAUCUGGUCGGACGUAUCAGCGGUUCCGCGCUAAGCGAUCUAAACUUCAUGCCUAAAUCAUUUUUUUUCGUAGGCGGCUUAUUGUUCUCAGGAAUUAGCUUGGUUGUAUUACCCUUUUUGCGGUCUUAUGAAGCUAUUAGUGUUGCGUGUGCAUUUUUUGGGUUAGCGUCUGGUAUUAACUGUGGUGUCACAACUUUAGUUAUGGCGGAAAUUUUGGGGGUAGAUAGAUUGAUGUCGACGUAUGGUAUUAGUUUGUUUGUCAAUGGUUUGCUACAGCUGAUCGGACCGCCUCUGUGUGGUCUAUGGUUCGAGAAUGAUAAGAAUUACGUCCAUAUGUUCGUAACUUUUGGGUUUAUUUUCAUAGGCGGUGCGUCUUUGUGGUUGUUUAUGCCAAUGAUUAAUAGGCACAAAAAAAAGAAAUUGGCGAAUGCAAUGGUGGUUAACAAGGCAUAAAAUUCAAAAAGUGGACGUCCACUGCUGGGUAUAAAUUUCUUGUAGUGGGUUUGUUUGAAGAUAGGGUACCGGUAAGCGCAGUGUGGGACGACCUCCAGCCCGCUGGACCGAUGACCUGAAGAAGGUGGCGGGGAGCGGGUGGAUGAGGAAGGCGGAGGACCGUAUUUGGUGGCGCGCUCUUGGAAAGGCCUAUGUCCAGCAAUGGACGCAUACAGGCUGAUGGAAUGGGGUUGUUUGAUGUUGUCUUCCAUUUGUGGGUGGUCUGCCAACGCUGCGCUUUCGGGUGCAAGGUCGCCACACCGGCAAAUUAAAUGUUUGCUUUAACGGUAAAGGAAAACAUCGUGAGGAAACCUUCAUGCCUGAGAGUUCUCCAGAAUGUUCUCAAAGGCGUAUGAAGUCUGUCAAGCUGCACUUUACCAGCGUAUGGCUACCUUCAAGUCAAGAGUGAAUAGGCAACUUCUAGGCAAGCGCGCUCCAUCUUAGGCUGCAUCAUCACUUGCUAGCAGGUCUGAUUGCACCCAAGCGCUGGUCUAUAUAAUUUAAAAAAAAAAGGAAACUAUGAGAAGUUUUAAGGCUUGAUAGUCCACCACGAAUAAAUAAAAUUAUUAGAUUUAAAAAAUGAAAAGUUACGAAACACCAAAUUUUUAAUAGACAGUUAGAUAUGAAUACUAAAUAAUGCAUAUCAAUAGAUUUAAAAGUUAAAUAACUAAAGACUACAUAGUUUCCGUCUAAUUUUGGCAACUUGGCAUUUUUUUUAAAUAAAUAUACUUAAUCUAGAUAUUAAAACCGAAUUAAUUUGUGUUUUUUAAUAUAACUAACUUAACUAUUAAGUAUGUUAAAAUGUUCCCAAAAUGUUAACUUAUUUACUACCAAUUUUAAUGCUGUUUACUCCAUAUUUUUAAUUAUUACUUUUAGUAUUAAUAUAGUACGACUUCCAUUUUAUAUUUCUUGUAACCGUGUCUUUUACAACUCGUCAUUUUAGAUAACCCGUACUAAUAUUAUAAAUGCGAAACCAUAUGUCUGUUAGUUACCUUUUCACAGGCCAUCUGUUUAACCGAUUUUGACUAGGUUUUUGGAUAGGGAUAGUUUUUACCCGAAGACGGGACAGGGUACAGUAUUCAUCCAUAAAAAUCAAAAAGAUCCAAUUUUGAAAACUCGUUCACUAUUAAUUUGAAAAAAAGAAUAUUAGCCAUUUUAAUCAUGACUAACAUCCCCCCUUUCCCCUCCAACUAAGCGUAAAGCUUGUGCUAGGAGUGGGUAAGACAAUAGUGCAACGGGUGGGGUUUGAACCGCCGACCUUUCGGAAUUCAGUCCACUCCUAAACCGAAUUAUUGAGGCUUCAAAUAGCUACAUUACCCAAUAGCUACAUUACCCCCAAGUGCCAUCCAUACUUAUAUUAUAAAUGCGAAAGCGUGUCUGUCUGUCUGUCUGUUAGCUUUUCACGGCCCAACAGUUUAACCGAUUUUGAUGAAAGAUACAGAGUUAGCUUACAUCCCGGGGAAGGACAU
Messenger RNA from Maniola jurtina (meadow brown), 3865 nucleotides. RefSeq names its product monocarboxylate transporter 13 (gene hrm). Bases 396 to 2357 code for a protein of 653 amino acids. NCBI's taxonomy places the organism in Eukaryota, Metazoa, Arthropoda, Insecta, Lepidoptera, Nymphalidae. Gene Ontology annotation, biological process: monocarboxylic acid transport; transmembrane transport. The record is from RefSeq and is a predicted model, not a curated record. Gene Ontology annotation, molecular function: monocarboxylic acid transmembrane transporter activity. The transcript is spliced from 8 exons.